UAUAUAAAUUGAACAGGUCAAUAAUAUCCACCGUGGAUAUUACACUCACCGCCACCUGCCACCUGCCACCGUCUCUCGCCGGAAACUCACCGCCAUUUCUUUUCCACACUUCACAUCCUCUUCUUCAUCCAAUCCAAUCAAUCACACCAAAACACACACACACACAUAAUUAUAUAAUUUCAUUCACACAUACUCACACACGCAUUCGGUUAAGUAGAAAACCGUUGAUUAUCAACCAAUCGAUCUGUACAAUAUGGGAGACUCCACCGCCGCAGACGGCGGCGACAACCGGUUACCGGAGAGAAACGCUGGUGAAGAAGUAUGCAGGCUUGUGGAACAAAGUAAGGAGUUGCAGGAAUCAGCAUCGGCGUUAAUUUCUAGAAAUUCGCAGGAGGAUGCGUCGUUACGACAACGAGCCCUAGCUCUCGAUUCGAAUAUCAAAAUGCUCCGAUCGUUCAUUGAUUCGUCUGUUAAGAAAGGCAAUUUAGAUUCCAAACGUGCAGAGAAACUGUCUGAAGAGCUAAGUAGAGCUAGUUAUGCAUUGAGUGAAGGAGAUGCUGCUACCUUUCUUCCCUGCAAAUCACAUGGAAGGUUCUUGAGGAUGUUUCUUGGUCCCAUAAACGUUCGUGCUAACCGGAAGGACAUUCAGUUGAAAGUGAAAGAGGAAUACUAUAGUUUCAGGGAUAGAACCGCAUAUCUGUUUUUGUUUUUCCCAUCGUUACUACUGGUGCUUAGAUCACAACUUUGGGGUGGAUGUUUUCCUGCAUUACCUGUACAGAUAUACCAGGCAUGGUUGCUCUUUCUAUACACAGCAUUAGCUUUAAGGGAGAAUAUUUUGCGAGUUAAUGGUAGCGAUAUACGUCCAUGGUGGAUAUACCAUCACUACUGUGCUAUGGGUAUGGCACUCAUCAGUCUCACAUGGGAGAUCGAAAAGCAACCUGACUGUGCCCUGAAGCAGAAAGGUAUUCAAUUGUUCUUGAGAUGGGCAAUCAUGCAAGGAGUGGCAAUGCUUUUACAAAACAGAUAUCAACGGCAAAGACUCUAUACGCGCAUCGCACUCGGAAAGGCUAGAAGAAUGGAUGUUGUGUGGGGUGAAACAGCUGGAGUCAAAGGUCAACUAUGGUUGUUGUUGCCGAUACUUUUCGUCUUGCAGGCUUUUGAAGCAUACGUGGGCGUGUUAUUGCUACAAACUGCAGUGGUUGGUGUUGUUUCUGAGUGGCAGGUGGUUGCUUGUGGACUACUUUUGAUAGUUAUGGCGGUUGGGAAUUUCGCAAACACAGUGCAGACUCUUGUUUUGAAAUCACGGUUCAAAGCGAAGAUGAAAAGAGGUAAAAGUAAGAGCGACUUAAGUCGGGUAUCAAAGGAUCAAUGAUUCCUAGAGUCAUGAGAACAAUGAAGAUGUAAAACAUACAUUGAUACUUUAAACAACUUUCUUACCCGUCUGAUUCUGUUUUAUAUUUGUGAGUUUGGAUUUCAUAAACAGUUAGCUUAGUGCCAGUUUUGUUUCACUUGUACUCAAAUUAAUAAUACAUCCUUUUGUUUUUGUUUU
Molecule: messenger RNA, 1549 nt
Organism: Helianthus annuus (common sunflower)
Lineage: Eukaryota; Viridiplantae; Streptophyta; Magnoliopsida; Asterales; Asteraceae
Product: transmembrane protein 120 homolog
Exons: 10
Coding region: 254-1372 (372 amino acids)
Cellular component (GO): membrane
Source: RefSeq, a predicted model, not a curated record